Molecule: messenger RNA, 2344 nt
Organism: Jatropha curcas
Lineage: Eukaryota; Viridiplantae; Streptophyta; Magnoliopsida; Malpighiales; Euphorbiaceae
Source: RefSeq, a predicted model, not a curated record
ACGUAAAACUGACGCAUCCCUCUCCUUGCCUUCUCUCAAUUGCGUCACAGUGAUCGUCGAUCGAUCAUAUCGUCACAGGAUUUCUUGAACUUGAUCUGCCUUCUGUGAUUUUUAUAUACUCAGGAUCGGCGAUUGGAUAUCGAAUUUCUGGGUUAUGUCUGGUUGCGGAUUAGGGGGUUAGAGCAUCGAUUGUCUCGUUCUGGUUUGAUAAUGGCGAUUUUUGGAUUUUGAUGGUGUGGAAUCAAGAGAUAAUGAAGAUCUCAUUUCAUCAUGUGGAUAUCAUAUGGGUUUCUGGCUUUUAUCUGGCUGAUCUCUGUCUAGCUUUUCUCUUAGGGUUCGUUAUGUGGGGAAUCACCCAAUUUCUUGAACUGUAAAGAAUCCAGAAAUCAGCUAAUUUGUUUUAGUAUCUUUUAUAAUGCUUCCUCUGACACCGUUCAGAGACUUUCGUUCUGAUCAUGUUUAAGGGGUCAGCGCAAGCAGAAUAGCCAGAAAUUCUGGAUAUUCAUUGAAAUAGCAUCCGUGAGUUAUCACUUAUUCAUUGCUAUUGUGUUUUGUCUUUCUAGUAUGGAUACUAAGAUCGCGACCGUUCCUGGAAGACUUGGAGGAGGACCUGCACAAACCAAUGUUGUUUGCCAUUUUUGGAAGGUGGGAAAGUGUAACAGGAAUCCUUGUCGGUUCAUGCACAGAGAAUCACCACCUCCUAAAGUUUACCAUAGAACUCCUAAGCAAACAAGUGUUUCACUGGUGGAACGACCAAAGAGGAGCUUCAGCUAUAGUCUUAAUGAUUCAGCGGAUUUCAGUGGUGGGUCUGAGGAGAAAAGAGCUCAGAAGAUCUCCAACCAUGUCAUUGAGGAUCCACCUAGGAAACGCUUCAAUUCUAAGAACCCUUUGGGUUCAACCACUAGAGUUGGUGGAUCUGAAUAUAGAUGUUCUCGUGAGAGCCCCACUUCUAGAACAGAGGAGGUGAAUAUGAAGACGAUAACAGUAUGCAGGAAAUGCCCUGAGAAUCCGUCACCUUCAAAAUCUGGAGGUGAUGUUGCUGAAGGUAAAACUAUCAAGAAGAGCUCAAAAAAGUCUUGCGAGCACUGGAUGUCAGGGACUUGUGUUGAAGGUGAUGGGUGCCAGUUCUUGCAUUCAUGGUCUGAUGGAAAUUGGUUCUCAAUGCUGACAAAGCUCCAGGGGCAUAGUCAGGCCGUCUCUGGAAUUGCACUUCCUUCAGGAUCUGACAAGCUGUACUCAGGUAGCAAUGAUGGAACUGUACAUGUUUGGGAUUGCCAUACUGGUCAGUCUACAAAGGUUAUAAAUCUUGGUGCCAGAAUUGGGACUUUAAUUAGUGAAGGCCCGUGGAUAUUUGUUGGCUUGCCAAAUUGUGUUAAGGCAUGGAACCUCGAAACAGGGGCUGAAUUUAGUCUCGAUGAACCAGUUGGGCAAGUUUUUGCUAUGGAUGUUGCUGUUGAUAUGCUUUUUGCUGGGGCACAGGAUGGUUCCAUUUUGGCAUGGAAGGGUAGUACUGAGAACCCAAUGGCUCCAUUUCAACUGGCCAAAUCUUUGAAAGGCCACACUGGCACAGUGACAUGCGUAACUGUUGGAGAUAAAAGGCUGUACUCUGGUUCCAUGGACAAUACAAUAAGAGUGUGGGAUCUCAGUACUUUACAGUGUAUUCAUACUCUAAAUGGGCAUACUGAUGCUGUGAUGUCUCUUAUUUGCUGGGAGGAGUAUCUGUUAUCUUGUUCAUUGGAUCAGACAAUAAAAGUCUGGGCUGCUACUGAAGAGGGCAACUUAGAAGUGAUCUAUACACAUAACGAGGAACAUGGUGCUAUUGCUCUUUGUGGGAUAUACGAUACAGAAGCCAAACCAAUUUUGUUAUGCUCUUGUAAUGACAAUUCGGUUCGUCUGUAUGACCUGCCAUCAUUCAAUGACAGGGGCAGAAUUUUCUCAAAAAGAGAAAUUGGAACAUUGCAUGUCGGUCCAUAUGGCCUAUUUUUCUCUGGUGAUAGAACAGGAAUGCUCAACGUAUGGAAGUUGGUGGAAUCGCACAAAGGAGUUUCACAAAUAGCAUAAUAUCUGUAACUGCAUAGCCUGUACAUAUUUGGCCCUCUCCUUCUAAUUUCCUACGUAGGAGGAAGAGGAAGAAGGGAGAGAGAGAGCAAUAGCUGUUAAUGCGAAAACAGACUCCGUGAUAUGUCUUUUUUAUGGGGUUCUGGGUGCUGUCGUUAGGAUUUUCUCGACCACUAGGAAAUCCUAGUAUUUCAUAUUCGCCCCUUUUCUUAGAAGAACUCCAUGUAUUGACACUGCUGUAAUGUUCUUUGACUGAGGAAUGGAUUUCCUUUUUUCAUUUUCCCCA